GCCGUGGCAACCGCCGGUAAACAAGAUGGCGGUGGGAGCGAUGAGAGCGGGGUGAGCGCUGCGGGAGAGCCGGCCUUCCCCGGGCCUCGGGCCGCCCCUCGGAGCCGACGCCAAGACGCUGGGAUAUUCCCUCCUCACCGUUUUUCAUAAAAAGGGCUGAGCUGAGUUGUUUGCCUCUGCUGGCAAGGCACUUCUCACCAUCCUACAUCUCUUGUGGUGACCCAACCUGGCCCCUAGGGCAAAGAACCCGUGCAGGGCAGACUUCCCUUGCAGGGAUAACUCUGAAAAAGUAUAUAUGACAUCACAGAAUGGCUUAGGUACAGUUCCCACUGACAUGGAACUCAUGUCAUCCAUGAUGCAAAAAAUCAGUCUGUUGGAACAAAAAAUAGAUAAACAAGCACAAGAAAUCCAACUGAAGGAUAGAAAGAUUGCUGAGCUUGAGGAGAAGAUGAAGACUCUUCAGAAAGGAGAAGAUGCUCCGGACUCAUCCACAGCAGAGGAUCUGGAAACAAGGUGCCUUCAGCUGCAGACUCAGGUCUGGGAAAUGGAGAGGUUUCUAAAUGACUAUGGUCUGGUCUGGGUUGGAGACAGACAUGAAGAGCAGGAAGACUUAGAGUCACUCAGAGAUGACGAGCUGCUGGCAAAGAGGAAGCCAGGUGAGGCUGUCGUUUCCAAACACCAGGUUGAUUUUGAUUUAAUCUUGGAAAACGUGAAGAGUUUGAACAUGCUGGCUGGAGACUGCAUCUCUCACAUUGAGCACACACCGGGGGGAGCACGGCUGAGGCAGCCAGAACCCCUCCCUCUGACGCUGUAUCAGAACGGGAUCGUCAUGUUGGACGGACCCUUUCGCUCCUAUGAGGAACUGUCUGUUCAGCAAUGCCUACAGGAUAUUAUGGAUGGUUAUUUCCCUUCAGAGUUGCAGGCACGCUACCCAGAUGGUGUCCCUCUGCAGGUCACUGACAAAAGAGAUGUGGUAUUUCAGGAGAGAGACCUUCCUGGGAGUUUUCCUGGCCAUGGCCAGGUUGUUGGACAUUCAAAACUAAGCAAGGUGGAGGAACCUGCCAAGAUCCCAGGUCCCAAACCCUCCCUGGAGCAGUUUUGGAACAAAUAUUCAAAGUCAUCAAUGCACAGCGAAGCGAUGGCCACCCGAGACACAGUCGGAGCAAUGCAGCAGGGCUCUGAUGGAGUGUGGAGCAGCAAAGAGAUUGUGGUGGGAACACCCAGGCUGUCUGUCCUGCAAAGGUUGGAGACAUCUGAAGAGGCUGAAGCUUCUGCCCCUGAUGUCUGCACUCUCCGCAUCAAAUCUGAGAGUGGGGAGCAGAUGUAUGUCAUAAAGAUGCUGUCCUCAGAGACAAUAGGGGACCUGCGCCAACACCUUGCCCAUGCCAGGGGUGGAGAUUCCGACUCAUAUGAGAUCAUCAGUACCUUUCCCCAGAGGGUGUAUGCGGACAACUCCAGGAGCUUGCAGGAAUGUGGGCUGAUCCCCAAUGCCUCCUUGCUGCUGCGGAGAAGAGACCCCUUCCCACCAGAGGGGACAGCGCUGCAAACAGCCUAGCAGCUCCUCUGCAGGAGGAAGGAGCUACCUUGUACUGUUAGCUGAGUUACAACAUCCCCUUGGCUGGGAAGAGAGCGGAGUUUUCUUGCCAGAUCUAGUUUCAUUGUGUUGUUACCUGGGAUGGAGAGCAAGGUUCCUUCUUCAGUCUCUCCCUUGAGCUGAGUGCCACGUGCCAGCCCCAGUGUUCUGCCCCCUGGGUAGAUGGUUGCUCUUCCCCAGGGCAGGUGGGCUGCUAUCACAGGGAUUUCUGUUAGCUCAAGGCAGAGGCCUGGUUUCUCACCUCUGCUGGAGGUUAUAUCAGCUGAUCUCUGCUCAGGGAAGGCUGCCAGCUUUGCACUGGUAGCAAGGCAGUUGCUUAGCUGGACUCAGGGAUUCUCUACAGCAGCAGAUAUCUGGGCAGGACAGACAAACAGCAACCUACUUUCCACAGAGUUGCUGCCCAGAGAUUUCAACGGCAUUUACACCAGAAGAAAAACAGGCUCAGUUAUAUGGUCUUGAGCAAUGGCCUUGGGCCGUUGCAAUACUGGGACCGAGCCAGCCUCCUUCCAGCCAGGAGAUCCUGCUGCUGGGUUUCCUGGAUGUGAGCAACUCCUUUCCUUGGACAGCCCCCAGCUGCAGAGGGGCUGAGGCUCACAGCCACACAGAGCCAAGCCUGCUGUGGCUUGAAGCUGCUGCCUGCCUUCCUCCCUCCCAGCCUGCUGCUCUGCUGCAACAGGACACCAUGUCAUUGGAGAAGAGCAUAAUCCCUUUGCUGCUUCUCCUCUGAACCCUGAGAGUAAAGCAUCUUCCUCACCUGUAGACUGGGGCCACGCUCUGCAGGCCCCUUUCCACACACAUUCUUCCCAUUUCAGCUCUGACAAGUUCCCACUUGACUCCCAGCUGAUAACACUCCCACGUGUGCAAGGCAGCGCCUUCUGGCAGCUUCCCUUUUAGCAGAAGCCCAACACAGGCUGUCACCCAGCCCUCAUUAACGGCUCCCGAUAAAAACACUUCUUUAGUUGCCAUUUCCACUUUCAUUAAGUUUCAAAGGAGCAGCUAGACACAGAAAUAGGGCAGGAUGGUCUGAGCACUUCCUGGAGCAGCUCUGCUUUCCCCAGCUCCCUCCGACCAGAGCCGGGCCACGCACAGCUCAUACAGGAAGCACCACAAGCACAGGCCAGCUGCCUCCACAGCCCCCCUACAAUCAGUGACUCAAUGCCUGCAGCUGUCCAUUAGUUUCCUCCUUUUUCCACAUACACUCCUGUAUUUGCUGUAACAGACCCUUCCUACAGGGCAUUGCCCUUUUGCAGAGAGCUGGUCUAUGACCUACCAGGUAAUUCCAGUUGUCUUUUGCCCCUGGGUCUGGCUGCAGCUGUAUCUCCCCCAGGCUGUUCUUACCAUGCACAGGAGAGGGCUGCUUAAGGGCCACUGCUGCUCUGUCAGAUACUGAGACAAGUCCCAGGAGCCCUGCAUUAGCGGCAGCAGUCUGAAAUGUUAAGAUCUUUGUGUCAGGCUGCAGCAGCACAGUCACCUCAGCUCCUCCAAGCUGGAGCUGACUUAGAAUCAUCAUGAAGACUAUUUAACCUGUAGCCGAAAUAAAAGCAAUUUAAAAGGAACCCACGAGUACCAGCACAAAAGGUACAGUAACAUUUAAUAGCAUCUCGGAAGACAACACUGGUUAUAAACUCACUUUUUGGCAGGAAAACAAAAUGCACUUGGUCCAGGUUGCAAAAAGCCAACAGAAAACAGGAAAGAUAAGACAGCUGGAGCAUCAGCUGCUGUGAAGUAACCCUGAGCCAUCGGCGCUCACCAGGGAGCCCUCACGCUGUGUCACAGCAGAGAGCACUGAUGGAGCAGUGCAGGUCUCAGCUCCAGGCCCACCCGCUCCCAGUCUGCCAAGGGACACCUCAGCCCCAGCCUGCUCCCCAGUGGGUGGUCAAACCCAGCUUUGUGCAGUAUUUCUGCAUUAAAUUAUUAAAAAACAAAACAGUUGCCAUGAUUUGUGCAGUUGAGAUGAAAGUUUUUUUUUUUUUUUUU
Messenger RNA from Gallus gallus (chicken), 3571 nucleotides. It is a transcript of the gene UBXN11, whose product is annotated as UBX domain protein 11. NCBI's taxonomy places the organism in Eukaryota, Metazoa, Chordata, Aves, Galliformes, Phasianidae. The transcript is spliced from 14 exons. Gene Ontology annotation, molecular function: ubiquitin binding. The record is from RefSeq and is a predicted model, not a curated record. Bases 296 to 1555 code for a protein of 419 amino acids. Gene Ontology annotation, biological process: proteasome-mediated ubiquitin-dependent protein catabolic process.